Lagenorhynchus albirostris (white-beaked dolphin) is the source of this 7891-nucleotide messenger RNA. RefSeq names its product tripartite motif containing 25 (gene TRIM25). The coding region runs from base 66 to 2048 and encodes 660 amino acids. Gene Ontology annotation, molecular function: protein binding. The transcript is spliced from 8 exons. Lineage: Eukaryota; Metazoa; Chordata; Mammalia; Artiodactyla; Delphinidae. The record is from RefSeq and is a predicted model, not a curated record.
GGGCGAUAGUGCAGCAGUCGCGGCCGCGGUUCCAGCGCGUCCCGUCGGGUUCCUCCAGGAGCGCCAUGGCGGAGCUGUGCCCCCUGGCCGAGGAGCUGUCGUGCUCCAUCUGCCUGGAGCCCUUCAAAGGGCCGGUCACCACGCCCUGCGGCCACAACUUCUGCGGGUCGUGCCUGGACCAGACGUGGGCCGUCCAGGGCCCGCCGUACCUAUGCCCGCAGUGCCGCACCGGCUUCCAGACGCGGCCACAGCUGCACAAGAACACGGUGUUGUGUGCGGUGGUGGAGCAGUUCCUGCAGGCCGAGCAGGUCCGUCCCGAGCUCCCCGACGACUGGACGCCGCCCACCCGGGCCGCCGCCCCCAACCAGGCCGACCAGGUGCCUUGCGACCACUGCCUGAAGGCGGCCGCCGUCAAGACGUGCCUGGUGUGCACGGUCUCCUUCUGCCAGGAGCACCUGCGGCCGCAUCUCGACAGCCCCGCCUUCCGGGACCACCCGCUGCAGCCGCCCAUCCGUGACCUGAUGCGCCGCAAGUGCCCCCAGCACAACCGGCUGCGGGACUUCUUCUGCCCUGAGCACGGCGAGUGCAUCUGCCACAUCUGCGUGGUGGAGCACAAGACCUGCUCGCCUGCGUCCCUGAGUCAGGCCAGCACUGACCUGGAGAACAAGUUGAGGCAUAAACUGACUGUCAUGUACAGUCAGAUCAACGGGGCGUCAAGAGCACUGGAAGACGUGAGAGCCAGGCAGCAGGACGUGCGGGAGGUUGCACACAGGAAGAUGGACCAGCUUAGACAAGAAUACAUGGAAAUGAAGGCUCUCAUUGAUGCCUCAGAGGCCAACUCCACACGAAAGAUAAAGGAAGAGGAGAAGAGGGUCAACAGCAAGUUCGACAACAUUUAUCAGAUCCUCGUCAAGAAGAAGAGUGAGAUCCAGACCCUGAAGGAAGAGAUUGAACUUGCCCUGACUAAGGGGGACGAGUAUGAGUUUCUGGAGAAAGCAGCAAAACUGCAAGGAAUCACAACGAAGCCAGUCUAUGUCCCCAAGGUGGAGCUGAAUCACGAGCUGAUAAAGGGUGUCUGUCAGGGCACCUCUGAGCUCAAAAAUGAGCUGAAGCAGUACCUCAAACAGCUCCAGGACAAGAAGCCUGAGGAGCUCAUCAUCCCAGGGGGCCCUGGAGGACAUGACCUGCCGCACAUGCCGAAACCCCCACGGCCUAUGAAGAAGAUCCCGAAAGAAGAAAAGAAACCCAAGAAACCUGCCCCAAUCCUUGUCUCAGCCAGCAAGCUUCCCACCUUCGGAGCCCCAGAACAUUUAGUGGAUCUCAAACAAACUGGCCAGGAGGGUGAGUUCUGGUGGGCCAGGGGCAGUGGGCUGCCCACUCUGAGUUUGUUCCGAAAACAUCUCUCUCUUCUUCUUCCAGCUGAGGCCAAAGUCCCCGCCAGACCGUUGACCCCAGUGACUCUCAAGGCCAAGGUGCUGGAGACCUUCCUAGCCAAGUCCAGGCCUGAGCUCCUGGAGUAUACUGUUAAAGUCGUCCUGGACUACAACACUGCCCACAACAAGGUGACUCUGUCCGAGGACUACACCGUAGCUUCUGUGGCUGACGUACCCCAAAACUACCGAUCACAUCCCCAGAGGUUCACAUGCUGCUCUCAGGUGUUGGGCCUGCACUGCUACAAGAAAGGGAUCCACUACUGGGAGGUGGAGCUGCAGAAGAACAACUUCUGUGGGGUGGGCGUCUGCUAUGGCAGCAUGGAACGGCAGGGCCACGAGAGCCGGCUUGGCCGCAACAGUGCCUCUUGGUGCGUGGAGUGGUUCAAUACCAAGAUUUCUGCCUGGCACAACAACGUGGCGAAAACCCUGCCCUCCACAAAGGCCUCGCGAGUGGGCGUGCUUCUCAACUGCGACCAUGGCUUUGUCAUCUUCUUCGCCGUGGCUGACAGGGUCCACUUGUUGUAUAAGUACAAGGUGGACUUCACUGAAGCUCUGUACCCGGCCUUCUGGCUGUUCACCCCAGGCGCCACGCUCUCCGUCUGCUCCUCCAAGUAGGCGGGCUCUGGACGCUUGGCCUGACUGCCUGUGCAGUGCCCGGGACUCUAGUGAAAAUGCUGUAUGUAGGUGGAGCUCUCAGGGAGGUUCCUGAGAGUCCCCAAGGGCUGAAAGGAUGGGAGGGGAGCUGGUGAGGGUGGGAGGAUAGGGAGAUGGGCUAAGAGGAUGGGUUUGGCCAGGGAAAGGGAUGGGGUGAUUGCGUUAUGGGUGAGGAAGCCUUUCUGCCUUCUGCUGCCCAUCAGGCAGGAUGACCCCCCCCCCCUUGUUCUGGUAGAUCUCCAGGCUGCCCGGUGGCCGGGUGCGGCUUUGCGGAGUGAAGUCCUUAGUGCCCCUCUGCUCUUGGACAUAAUCUAUAGCCACUGUGGGUUCUUCCUUAGGCCUCUGGUGUCUGCCUCUCUGCUCUCUGGGGUAGCCUUCAAAUCUUGGAGUUUUGAUGAUUCUCUACAGAGCUACUUAACUCUAUAGAUUUUUUAAAACAUUCCAAAGUCAUUGAAUUUCAUUAUUACUCACCCUCCACUACCUACACGUGGGAGUUGGGGUGAAUGCUCAGACCUCUGGUUAUUUUCUGUGCUUGAGGGAAGCUGUGCACAGCAGGUCUCCACCCAGACCAGAGUUUCCCAAAGAAGUAUGUCCUUUUCCUCCACUGUUUCCCUUUCUGUCUUGGACCUCAACACCCCAUCCAUGGUUUUAAAAUGUUGAGUCCAACAGGACCCUUUUCAGUCUAAGAUUUCAAACCAUAAUCUGAAUCAGCCUGUUUUGGAUUUGUGAUUCAGGGUCAAGGUGACCCAGGUCCCAUGUGGCUAGAAGCCCCUCCCACUCUCAUGUAUUAUGAAAGGCAUCUCAGCAGAGAUGCCUUGGUUACAACUACAGAGCCUUCUUCCCGUAGCCCAGGCUUUGGGGCAAGGCUCUUCACCAGGCAAGAGGGACCCUGACUGUGUUCGCAGUUGGAGGUUUUCUUCUGAGUGGAGCCUCUUGCCUUCUUACUGAUCACCCUCCUCAGUGACAGCCUCUGUUCCCCAGGAUUGUGAGAUCCUGCACUGGCUGGUGGAGAUACCACCGUGGCCAGCACAGUUGAACGUUCAGCUAAGCCCGCUGUCAGGCAGACAGGCCAGGUGUGGCUACCUCAGGGACCAUACUAGGUCACCUGCUGGGCUGACUACCUAUGGCCAGAAGGGCCUUCUAGCAGAUCCAUGGGAAACAGCAACAUUCCCGUUCAACCCAGCACUGGUCCUUGUGUGAGUUCGAGGCCUGUCACCAGCCCUAGCCCUUUCUACUUUCCUCCUCGUUUGAGCCAAUUCCAGAUGUAGGAAUUGACCAGGCAAAGGGUCAGGAAGACUUAAGGACCAGGGAGGAAAGAAGCUGCCAGGCUUAAGCACAAGGAGCUAUUUUUCCUGCAGUGUUUCUGUGCAGUGAAAAUAACCCCAGUCCACUCAGGGCGGGAGGGAAUGGAUUGCUGGAAUUUCCCAAGCUCCUUAUAUCCUGAUAUUGUCAGGAUGUAAGUUCUGAUCCCCAAAGUGAGAGAAAUGGAACCUCUUGUGGUGAAAUGUGUCCUGCUCUGGGCUUUGCCAAGAGGAGAGCUGAGGUCAGGCUCCUUGUGGUAUGAAAAGGAUAAUAAUACCACUGGAGACGGGGACCCCAGGCCUGUCCAUAUGGAUGUUUGACAAGUUAGUGCUUUUGGAGGCUUGUGCUGGGCCCCCAGGGCACUCUAGCCAGGCCCAGAGCACUUGAUAUUUCUGACAGAUGUGUUCAUCUGUGUCACCUCCCAACAAGAACUUCCACUUCCUUGGGAGAGAAAUCAUCUUUGUAGGGAAGAUCCCCCUGCGAUAGCUGAAAUGUGGUUUUUAAAAGUUUUCUUUCUUUGCUCCUGGGAAGAAAAGUUCUUUGUUGAUUCUUCUCUGCUUUUGGAGAUGGUCCAAAGCAUCUUCAUCGACCUCCUGAAACAAACGCCUUGUUUGAAGCCGGUUUGUACUCGGGAAACAGCUGGGUUUAGAGGGGAAUGCCGAAGAUUAAACCACGGGUCCUGCUUGGGCUCUUCUGCAGAAAUGAGGGCAGCCAAGGGGGCUGUUCCCUGAUGAUCUGUCAUCCAGCUCAGGAAAGGGAAGCAUGAGCCCCUGUGUUGAUGAGAGGCAAGCGGGUAACCCAAGGUGAGCCCUGUGUGGGUUCUUUGCGUGAACUGAGGGGCAUUCCGAACCAUUCUGUUUCCAGUGGUGAGACUCUACGUCCCCUCCCUUGACUUGCGGGGCCGGUGCCCGACACUAGCGUCCUAGAGUUGGGGGAAAUUUUGUGUUCAUCUGACUUCCCGUUUUGCAAAGUAAGUCAGAUGGGGAGGUAUCGGAUGACUCCACUCACCGCUCUUGACAUCCCAUUAUGGAAGAGGUGCCUUCUUAGAUGCCCCUGGUACCCUGGGGGAAGGGUCAGAACUUCCCAGAUACACAGACAUAAAAACACUCUCCCAACCUAGGUAUCAGGGGCUGUCUCAGUCACUCUGGUGUGAUAAACGAAAGGUCAGGGUCAAGUGUUUGUUAUUAUUCAAGGGCUGAUUGAUUGGUUCUCCUGUUAUAAUUACUCUGAAAUGGGUCUGUGAUCUAUACAUAAUACUGAUACAUUAUUUCUUACCUUAUUCUGCUCCACUGUAUUGAUUUUAAAUAAUUAGGAGUAUUUAAGCUUAUAUUCUUGAGCUUAUAUUUUUAAGAGUUGAUUCUUUCAGAGAUAAUAAGGGCUGUAGACACAGGUCUUCUGAAACCCACGAGAAAUACCAGAGCCAAGGCCCGCUGACAUGCCUUAGAAGCUUUGAAUGCAAUAAAGCCGUGCGUGGUAUUGUUUCACACAUUGCAGUGUGUGUAGAAAGUGUUACUUAUCUGUCAUGCUGGAGUCAGCAAAUGAGGUGUCCAAGGGCCUCUGGCUGCCCCCCACCCAGAUGCCUGGGGGCUGAGAUUUCAGCAGAACUAUAGCCCCUUUGAGGCUGCCAUGGGUGUGGCAGCCACUCAGGAAGCUUUCGAUGCAGAAAUCUCAGCCAGAUAAGAUGUCCUUCUGGGCUUUGCCUCAGGAUGGGGGUGGGGAGGAAGGGGAGGGGUAUGAGUGAAAAGGUAAAUGGGGUAAUCAGGGAAACAGUGACGGAAGUGGGAGGGUUCACUGUAUUAUGCCUUCUAUUGUUAUCUCUGUUUGAAAAUUUCUAUAAUAAAAAGUUGAAAAAAUGAAACAAAAACCAGCCAGCAGUGGGCCCUGUUCACGGAUUUUAUCCUUGUUUGAAGAGAGGUAGGAGUUGUGCUUGGUGUGGAUUUGAGGUUGUUGAAUAAUAAUUUGACUGGCUGUUGUCUCUUGUUCCUGCUGGGGAGAUACUAAAUCCUUGGAAUUUCCCCAGUAAUAGGAGCGUCCUUAUUAUUCAUGAGCCCCUUGGAUCACACCUGAAUUUAUGCUAAGAAGUGAGAUGACCCAGGAUCGGGGCUGGUCGGCAGAGAGACCAGGCGUGAGAUGAGAGGGUUGGUCUCCCUGAGCCAGCCUCACCCCCAGGAGGGGAGAGGGGCUGGAAAUCGAGUUGAAAUAUGUGGUCAGUGAUUCAAUCAGUCGUGCCUGAUAAAAGCUGGGCACCCCGAAGAUCUGAAACAGGAGGGAAGGGGGCAGGGCACAACCUUUGAAAGAAUGACAUAGCCCGAGGACAUGACAUAAACUGAUUAGAAGCAAAUGAGUCCAAGCUGGAGGACAAGUCAACUUCCACUAGACAUUGUGCCUCAGUAUACACUCUUCUUCUUUUUAAAUGUAUUUAUUUUAUUUAUUUCUAUUUUUGGCUGCGUUGGGUCUUUGUUGCUGCGCGCGGGCUUUCUCUAGUUGCGGCGAGCAGGGGCUACUCUUCGUUGCGGUGCGUGGGCUUCUCAUUAUGGUGGCUUCUCUUGUUGUGUAGCAUGGGCUCUAGGUGCACGGGCUUCAAUAGUUGUGGCACGUGGGCUCAGUAGCUGUGGCUCGUGGGCUCUAGAGCUCAGGCUCAGUAGUUGUGGCGCACGGGCUUAGUUGCUGCGUGGCAUGUGGGAUCUUCCUGGACCAGGGCUCGAACCCAUGUCCCCUGCAUUGGCAGGCGGAUUCUUAACCACUGCGCCACCAGGGAAGCCCAGUAUACGCUCUUUGUAACACAUCAGCAAGCUAAAUGACACAGCCACAGGCGCCAUGACGGUUCCAAGGCCCACCAUAAGGAUCAAAAAGUGGGCGGUGGCCCAAUUCCUGGAAAUCCCCACCCCUUCCUGAAAUAGCUGGAAUACUCCUCCCACUCAUUAGCCUAUGAAAUCACCCACCUCUAUAAAAACUGAGAACCUCAUACCCUGGGGCUGCUCUCAGCUUCUGAGAUGGCCCACACUCUGUCUGUGUAGUGUGUUUCUUUCUAAAUAAAUCCACUUCUUACCUAUCACUUUGUCUCUCACUGAAUUCUUUCUGCCAUGAGACAUCAAGAACCUGAGCUUCAUUAAGUCCUGAAACCAGGUGUGUGAUCUCAGUUGGAAGACGGUGGGUUUUGCCCGGGUUUGAGUCCCGGCAUGUGGGUUCAAGUCCCAAUCUGAGGUGCAUGGUUUCAGCUCCACUGAACACCCCGAUUCCACAGGGAGAGGGACAGGAGCUCUGGGUUGGUGUCCCUUCUGGACCUCAUUCCAUAUGUCUCUUCAUUUGGGCAGUCUUGAUCUGUAUCCUUUACAAUGAAACUGUAAUCAUAAGUAUAGUGAUUUCCUGAGCUCUGUGAAUUCGAGUAACACUUACACUGAAGCUGAGGGAGGUCAUGUGCUAUAGACCGGAGGUUGAUGCUGCCGCCCAAUUCAUAUGUUGAAACCUCACCCCCAGUGUGGUGGUAUUGGAGGUGAUUAGAGGGUGGCGCCCUCAUGAAAGGGGUUAGUGCCCUUAUACGUGAGACCCCAGAGAGCUCCCUCACCCCUUCUGUCAUGUGAGGACGCAGCAAGAAGACAGCUGUCUCUCAACAAGGAAGCAGUUCCUUACCAGACACUGAACCUGCCAGCGCCUGCUUCUUGGACUUCAGCCUUCAGAGCUGUGAGAAAUAAGUGUUUUUGUUUAAGGCACCCAGUUUAUGGCAUUUUUGUUAUAGCAGACCAGACUAAGCCUUCUGGAUGUGUGUGUAGCCAGUUGGUCAGAAGUGUGGGUGGCCUGGGGACCCCCUGAAGUGUGGCUGGGGUCUGAAGUGAGGGCAGUCUUGCUGGGACUGUGUCCUUUGGCCUGUGGAGCCUGACUCUGACUCCAGGGGUUAUCAGCAGAAUUGUACUGCAGGAUGCCAGCUGGUGUCAGAGAGAGAUGGCAGGACUUGCAAACUUUGAAUAAGCCCUUGACCAACUUGUCAGAAGAAACUACACUGUUCUUUCUUUCUUUUUAAACAUUUCUUAUAGCAGGUUUAUUUGCAAAAACUGGAAACAACCCAAGUGUCCAUAAACAGGGUGAACAGAUAAAUUUUGCUGUAGCCAUACAGUGGAAAACUGCUCAGCGUAUAAGGAAGGAACUAUUGAUGCACGUGAAAACAUAGAUCAAUCUCAAAAUAAUUAUGCUGACUGAAAAAAGCCAGACGUGAAAGAGUAUAUAGUGUAUGAUUGCAUUUAUGUAAAACUCUAGAAAAUGCAAACUCUCUAUAGUGACAGAAAGCAGUUUAGGUAUUGCCCUGGAAGGGGGGUGGGCAGGAGAGGCUGCAGGGAGGGAUUAUAAUGAGGCAUGAGGAAACUUAGGGGAAGAUGGUUAUGUUCACUAUCUUGAUUAAGGUGAUAGUUUCAUGGGUAUUUGCGUAUGUCGAAACUUAAAUUGUACAACUUAAAUAUAUGCAGCUUACUGUGUCAAUUAUACCUCAAUAAAGCUUUUUUUAAUUUUAA